Messenger RNA from Prunus armeniaca (apricot), 540 nucleotides. Lineage: Eukaryota; Viridiplantae; Streptophyta; Magnoliopsida; Rosales; Rosaceae. The record is from the annotation of a GenBank genome assembly.
AUGGGAGUUCUAAGAACACUUCCUUUGACCCCUCCACACGGCAAGUUCCCUUCAAAUUUUGGAGUUGCAGAGAGCUUAUCAAACCGUGGCGGGUUCAUCAGCAAGAGCUCUCAGUUUAGGGUCUUAGCCAAAACAGAGAAGGGUGAGAAAGGUGACAAGGAAGAACCCAAGAAAACCAAGCAGUCAUUGUUUAGCAGUGUGACAGAAGCACUUGAUUUUUCUCAAACCAGGUCUGCAGAGGACGCUCUGCUUAUUGAAGAUGCUAGAGAGGCCACCAAGUCCGGAGAGAAAAUGUCCAGGGAACAGUAUGGGGCUCUGAGAAGGAAAAUUGGAGGAACAUACAAGGAUUUCUUCAAAUCUUAUGUUGAUGUGGAUGGGCAAUAUGUGGAAGAGGGCUGGGUGGACAAAACGUGCAAGGUUUGCAAGAAAGAUACAGGGGGUGAGCCAAGGCAAGUGGACAAACUUGGAAGAUACGUUCAUGUGGCGUGUAUGGAGAAAUCAAAAUCUGGCAACUUUUUUACCAGACUUUUCUCAGGAUGA